Oncorhynchus kisutch (coho salmon) is the source of this 1312-nucleotide messenger RNA. RefSeq names its product homeobox protein Meis1. Lineage: Eukaryota; Metazoa; Chordata; Actinopteri; Salmoniformes; Salmonidae. The record is from RefSeq and is a predicted model, not a curated record. Gene Ontology annotation, biological process: regulation of DNA-templated transcription. Gene Ontology annotation, molecular function: DNA binding.
CACUACUUCCGGGUUUCGGCAGUCUGGUCCAUAUCCACUCCUCAGUCGCGUUUCCCAACUACUCGCACCCAUUGUACACAAACCAACGAGGAGUUGGCGACUGAGCACAGCAUCGAUCGAGGGCUGCUCCUUUAAGAAAGACUAAGCCUGAAUUAUCACCCCACCUCCUCCUGAUCUCCUUUACAGGGCUUUUGCGUUUUAAAAAAUCAACCCAGGAGCCGAGAGUGAUCAAAAGAAAAACGAGUGAGCUGAAUGUUUUGUGUGCAUUUGACUAUUCACAUUAGGUGUGCUAACCCGUGGAAGCGCGGCGCGGAUCAUCAUUCAUUCCGGGCUACUUUGACAAGCCUCGGCGUUUGAUUGACAGGCGUGGUGGCAAAAAGCCAUGAGACUUCGCUAGUUUUGUUUUGAGGGGUAUUUUCAUACUGUUUUUUGGGAAAAUAAGACUGGGGUUUCUCUCCCUAUGCCACUGCCCUGGGGAUAGCUCAGGCCCUAUUCGCGGUUGCUUUGGACUGAACUUGAGCUGAAGAGGGCUGGCUUGAAUUCAUCGUUGCAUUUCUCUUGCAAGAAAUACGGAUUCUUGAAAGAUUUCGCAUUUGGAAUUUGCGUUUUUAUUUGUUCUUCACCCUGGCCUCUUAGGGGAUAUAUCCGAAGCGAAAGGAGAGAAGAAGAGAGGGACUAGAGGAGGGAUAUGGCGCAGCGGUACGAAGACUUGCCCCACUACGGGAUGGACGGGGUGGGUAUCCCCACCACCAUGUACGGCGACCCGCACGGUGCCCGCUCCAUGCAGGCCGUCCACCUCAACCACGGCCCCCAGCUACACUCACACCAGUACCCGCACACAGCCCACAGCAACGCCAUGCCGCCUAGUAUGGGCUCGUCCGUCAACGACGCCCUGAAGAGAGAUAAAGACCAGAUAUAUGGGCACCCCCUGUUCCCCCUGCUUGCACUGAUUUUUGAGAAAUGUGAAUUAGCGACUUGCACGCCCAGAGAGCCUGGGGUCGCGGGAGGAGACGUUUGUUCAUCGGAAUCUUUCAAUGAAGAUAUAGCAGUGUUUGCAAAACAGAUUCGAGCAGAAAAGCCGUUAUUUUCAUCGAAUCCAGAACUGGAUAACCUGAUGAUUCAAGCCAUUCAAGUUUUACGGUUUCAUCUUCUGGAGUUGGAAAAGGUACACGAACUAUGUGACAAUUUCUGUCACCGGUACAUCAGCUGUCUGAAAGGAAAGAUGCCCAUCGACUUGGUGAUCGACGACAGAGAGGGCGGAUCAAAAUCGGACAACGAGGAAAUAACAAGAUCAUCCGGGCCUCUUGAUCAG